This is a messenger RNA of Chinchilla lanigera (long-tailed chinchilla), 1158 nucleotides long. RefSeq lists its product as uncharacterized. The transcript is spliced from 5 exons. The record is from RefSeq and is a predicted model, not a curated record. Bases 206 to 1033 code for a protein of 275 amino acids. NCBI's taxonomy places the organism in Eukaryota, Metazoa, Chordata, Mammalia, Rodentia, Chinchillidae.
UACAUUGCCCAAGCUGGGCUGAAACUUGUAGUCCUCCUGCCUCAGCCUCCCCGAGGGCUGGGAUUACAGGCUGCUCCACCGGGCACUCUGUGGUUUUGAUUAACGGUCAUUUGAAACUAAUUCGCAUUUCCCUCACGGUGUGUCUGGUGGCCAGCGUUUCGGCGGGCGCAGCGCGUCUGGCAUCUGGCGCGCAGGGCAGUUCGCCAUGCAGCGCGGGCAGCGAGCACAGCGCUCGGACGCCAGCCGGUGCGGCGGGAAGUCGGCCCGGAGCCAGCGCGCGCCACCUGCGGGCCGCGGGUCCGGAGCGCGGCGGUGGCCGGGAUGCGUGCUCUUCCGCCAAGGAGGGGCGGCUGGGACGGGGAUUGGAGAGGAGGAGGUGCCAGGUACGUGGCGGGGCGCGGGCGCAGGGGCAGCGCGUCACGGAGGCUCCGCGGGAGGCCGGCUGGCAGCUGUAGGAAGAACAGUUGCACCCAUUACUCAGGUGCUUACUCGCCCGUGCCCACCCGCAGUGCUGCUUGUCCCAGGCUGCUGGAGAGGAGACUGCUGUUCAGAGAGGGCGGAGCACUGCCCCGGCUUACACAGGAGGUCGGUACAGAAGCUGGAAUGUAAACCCAGAGUAACACACCGUUCUAACCGUGAACCGCGUAGACGCCCUUGGUGGAGAGACCGCGGGCCGGCGCAGCCUCAGCCCUCCGCGCUUCCCCGAGACCGCCGGCUGCAGCUACACCUCCGAAUAAGCCUCCCCUUGGUAUUUUGUGGCCCAUUUCCCACCACAGCGCGCAGCAGUACGAGCACCGAGCCGCUGGAGCAGCAGGCAGCGCAGGCAGCCUGGAGCCGAGGCCCAGAAGAAGAUGCGGGAAGAACAUUGAUUAAAGGACACAGCCACGUUCGGGAAGAAAGACACGAGUUGGAAGCCGAGUCAGGUUCUACUUGGCAAGCCCGGUGCCAUGGGCACAGCUGUGGUGCUUUGGCUGCAAGACCAAUCUGCGUGUUAACAGGACUUUUCUGUGGGCUUGGCGUUGUGUUUAUUUAGAAAUUUAUUCCAGUGAAGAUGAUGUGGGUGGGACACAUUUGUAACUGGGCUGCAGAGACAGGCGAAAAACAAGCCCCUGUCAGUGACCUCAGAACAGAGACCUGAAUGGAAGGAACGAAGGUCUG